Molecule: messenger RNA, 582 nt
Organism: Lactuca virosa
Lineage: Eukaryota; Viridiplantae; Streptophyta; Magnoliopsida; Asterales; Asteraceae
Source: the annotation of a GenBank genome assembly
AUGUCUAAAUCCGAAGUUCCUACGAACAUCACCAUUGAUGUUAAAAACAGCAAGAUGAAGAAGAUAAAGUUAUCAGAAGAUCAGGCUCCGCUGCCGGAAGCGGUUACGGCAGUGGAUGUCCUCUCGGACGAAAACUUGCUGUACGAGAUCCUGAAGCACGUCGAUGGUCGGACCUUAGGUGCGGCGGGUUGCGUGAGCAAGCAGUGGCAUCGGACUUCUCAAGAUGAGCGGUUAUGGGAGCUGAUAUGCACAAGGCAUUGGGCAAAUAUGGGCUGCGGCAACAACCAGCUCCGUUCAGUAGUCCUUGCGCUAGGUGGUUUCCGCCGUCUUCACGCUCAUUACCUAUGGCCAUUAUCCAAGCCGUCAACCUCCACGAUCACCUCAUCGUCUUCUUCCACCAUCGCCGCCGCAACCUCAUCCAGCUCUGUGUGGCCGUGUCUACCACCGCCGCGUACAAUUGGUGGUCUCUCAAAGCCUACACCCCCCAAAACUCAUUGGGGAAAAGACGAGGUUCAACUCUCGCUAUCUCUUCUCUCAAUUCGUUACUACGAGAAGAUGAAUUUCAAGAAUCGAACCAAAUGA